Messenger RNA from Eruca vesicaria subsp. sativa (arugula), 366 nucleotides. NCBI's taxonomy places the organism in Eukaryota, Viridiplantae, Streptophyta, Magnoliopsida, Brassicales, Brassicaceae. The record is from the annotation of a GenBank genome assembly.
AUGCAGAGGUCCAAGUUAGUUGAAAAACAAAAACAAGUACGUUGUGUGAUCUUUCUUUUGCAUCACAAAUUCUUUCAGGUUCACAUGAACGAUGAUGAAGAAUAUAUAGAAGCUAUUAAAGAAACAAGUAUUUGGUCUUCAGCAAAGUGUCUUCGAAAACUAUUUUGUACGAUAUUACUUUCAAAUAGCAAUAUAACUCCAGAAAAUAUAUGGAAUGCUACUUGGAAAAUUCUAUCAAAAGAUAUAAACAAUACCUCAGAAGAUCCAUGUUUUACUUACUCAGAAGAUCAAACCAAGAGUUUAGCUCAGAUGGAGAUUGAAUCAAUGAUGCGUAUUAAUGGAAGCUCCUUCAUACAUAACAUAUAA